This is a messenger RNA of Nymphalis io (European peacock), 834 nucleotides long. Its product is annotated as probable NADH dehydrogenase [ubiquinone] flavoprotein 2, mitochondrial. Gene Ontology annotation, biological process: mitochondrial electron transport, NADH to ubiquinone. The coding region runs from base 1 to 834 and encodes 277 amino acids. The record is from RefSeq and is a predicted model, not a curated record. The transcript has 6 exons. NCBI's taxonomy places the organism in Eukaryota, Metazoa, Arthropoda, Insecta, Lepidoptera, Nymphalidae. Gene Ontology annotation, molecular function: NADH dehydrogenase activity.
AUGGGGCUGUUGUGCUACGCGGACGACACUCUACUCACGGCGACGGGGCGAAAUUUCCAAGAGGUGGCCAUCCUGGCCGAACUUGGAACGUCGCUCACGAUGGACUGGAUAGAAAUGUUGGGCUUGAAGUUUCACAGAUUAUACAGAAAUAUAUCAACAUCCAAUUACUUUUGGAGUGAAGAGUUAAAUGUUCAUCGAGAUACUAAAGAUAAUAAUGCCAAAACACCGUUUGAAUUCUCCGAUGCGAAUUUAAAGAGACUGACAGCUAUCAUUCAGAAUUAUCCCGAGGGAUUUCAACGAUCUGCAACGAGCGCUGCUAUGGACAUCGUACAAAGGCAGAUGGGAUGGGUCCCAAUAUCUGCUAUGCACAAAGUGGCGGAAGUACUCAAUAUACCCAGGAUGAGGAUCUACGAAUGGGCUACAUUCUAUACAAUGAUUAAGAGACGAUACAGGGGAAAGUUUAAUGUAAAAGUUUGCGUCACAACACCUUGUAUGCUUCGUGGAGCGGACACUAUUCUUCAGGUGGUAGAAGAGACCACACUGUGCUGUGCUGGCGGCGUGUCUGCUGACGGUCUGUUUGGAGUGGAUAUUGUGCAGUGUCAAGGGGCCUGUGUUAAUGCCCCAGUUAUAGUUGUGGAUGACGAUUAUUAUGAGGACGUCAGUGAAUACGAUGUACAUAAUAUUAUACAAACGUUGAAAUGUGGAAGAAUUCCACCGUGGGGCCCUCAAUCGGGCAGGUUCGCCUCUGAACCAAUAAGUGGCAAGACAACUUUAAUAGAAAAUCCACCCCCGCCUGGGUUUGGUAUACAAGCAGCGUUAUUUCGUCCAGUUUGA